CACCGGGACCCCCCGGCACCGGGACCCCCCGGCCCUGAGCCCUCCCGGCACCGGGACCUCUGUCAGCUCCCGACCCCGCCGGCUGCCGACCCGCCGGCUCCGACUCACUCAGUUCCGGGACCCCCCCGGGUUCCGACCCACGCGGCUCCGGGAGCCCCCCGGGACCGGGACUCUCUGGCUCUGACCCGCCCUAUCUCCAGCCCCCUCAGCACCGGGGUGCACUCCCUGUCUUCCAACCCCGCCGGCUCCUGGAGCCCCGGCACCGGGAACCCUUCCCCGCUCCGGGUAUCCCCCGGUCCCGGAUUUCCUCCCCUGCCCCGCUCCCGGUGCGAUGUCCGCGGGUGUCCUCGGGCAGCUCCAGCCCAGGGCUGAUGUUCUGUGUUCUGUGUCUCCGCCCGGGUCACUGCACCGAUGGAAAAGGCCUGGAGGGGAUUUCCGUAAUUCCAGUGUCAUUCACUGCCGUUACCACGGCAGAGACCGUGCGGGAAAGCGAGUCAUGUUCUAUCACACCCUGUAGUAAAUAGAGGAACAAACUUAGUGACGCGACUGAGAUGUGCACAGGACAGCUUGGUAUUCUGCACAGCGCUCCAGCGACACAAGAAGACACACAGUUUCGAGCAAGUCAGACAAACACUGUGACUUAAAACUAUGAAAUUCUCGACCAGGUUGAGCCAGCUCAGUGAAGAAAACCUGCUGGUUCUGACUGUUGCCACCAAGCAGACUGAGGGGUUCCAGCGCUUCAGAAGAUCAGCCCAGUUCUUCAACUACAAAGUCCAGGUGCUGGGGCUGGAUGAGGAGUGGCAGGGUGGAGAUGACCAGAAUCCAGCUGGAGGUGGGCAGAAGGUCCGUCUCCUGAAAGCAGCUCUGAAGCAGUUUGGGGAUAAGGAGGACCUGAUCAUCCUUUUUGUAGACAGCUAUGACGUGCUCUUUGCUUCGGGCCCCACAGAGCUGCUGAAGAAGUUCAGACAAGCCAAGAGCAAGGUGGUUUUCUCAGCAGAGAACUACAUUUACCCUGACAGAAAGUUGGAAGCCAAGUAUCCUCAGGUGCGAGAUGGAAAGCGCUUCCUGGGUUCUGGAGGCUUCAUAGGUUAUGCUCCAAACCUGAAGAAGCUUGUGGAGGAGUGGAAAGGAGAGGAUGAUGACAGUGACCAGCUCUUCUAUACAAACAUCUUCUUGGAUCCAGAAAAAAGAGAAAGCAUCAACAUCAGUCUAGACCAAAGAAGCCGGAUCUUCCAAAACCUAGACGGAGCAUUAGAUGAGAUAGUCAUGAAGUUUGAAAACUCACGAGUGAGAGCAAGAAACUUGUUAUAUGACACCCUGCCUGUGGUGAUUCAUGGAAAUGGACCCACCAAGCUGCAGCUGAACUACCUGGGAAACUACAUUCCUCAAGUAUGGACAUUUGAGACUGGCUGCACUGUGUGUGAUGAAGGUCUGCGAAGCCUCACAGGGUUUAAGGAUGAGGCACUGCCAAUGAUCCUGAUUGGAAUUUUCAUCGAGCAGCCCACCCCAUUCCUCUCCCAGUUUUUCUUACGUCUUCGUAACCUCCAUUACCCGAAGCAACGAAUCCAGCUCUUCAUUCACAACAGUGAGGAACAUCACUUGAUGGAGGUGGACUCUUUUGUAGAAGAGCAUGGCAAAGAAUAUCUCUCUGUCAAGGUGAUGGGGCCAGAUGAUGAGGUGGAGAACGCUGAGGCACGUAACUUGGGCAUGGAUUUGUGCAGGAAUGAUCCUGACUGUGACUAUUACUUUAGCCUGGAUGCUGAGGUAGUUCUGAAGAACACAGAGACUCUGAGGAUCCUGAUCGAACAGAACAAGCUGGUGAUUGCCCCUCUGGUGAGCCGGCAUGAGAAGCUGUGGUCCAACUUCUGGGGAGCUCUGAGCCCUGAUGGAUACUAUGCCCGCUCAGAAGAUUAUGUGGAUAUUGUUCAAAGGAGGAGGGUGGGGCUUUGGAACGUUCCCUACAUCAGCAGUGUUUACAUGGUUAAAGCCAAGGCGCUGCGCUCGGAGCUUGACCAGGAAGAUCUUUUCCACAGUGGCAAACUGGAUGCUGACAUGGCUUUCUGCCACAACGUUAGGAAUCAGGGAGUCUUUAUGUACCUGACAAACCGGCACCAGUUCGGACACAUCCUGUCCCUGGAGAAUUACCAGACAACUCACCUCCACAACGACCUCUGGCAAAUAUUCAGCAAUCCUGAGGACUGGAGAGAAAAGUACAUCCAUGAAAACUACACAGCAGCUCUGAAGGGGAAAUUGGUAGAAAUGCCCUGCCCAGAUGUUUACUGGUUCCCCAUAUUCACUGACACUGCCUGUGAUGAGCUGGUGGAAGAAAUGGAACAUUAUGGCCAGUGGUCCACAGGUGACAACACGGACAGCAGAAUACAAGGAGGAUAUGAGAACGUCCCAACUAUUGACAUACACAUGAACCAAAUUGGCUUUGAAAGAGAAUGGUAUAAGUUUCUUCUGGACUAUAUUGCACCCAUCACAGAGAAACUGUACCCAGGAUACUACACCAAGACUCAGUUUGAACUGGCCUUUGUGGUUCGCUACAAACCCGACGAGCAGCCGUCCCUGAUGCCCCACCAUGACGCCUCCACCUUCACCAUCAACAUUGCCCUGAACCGAGUUGGGAUAGACUAUGAGGGAGGAGGCUGCCGGUUCCUGCGCUACAACUGCUCCAUCCGAGCUCCACGGAAAGGAUGGACCCUCAUGCACCCAGGACGCCUGACCCACUACCACGAAGGGCUCCCAACCACCAAAGGGACUCGUUAUAUCGCAGUGUCCUUUCUUGACCCCUAGAGCAUUGCUUCCCAGCAAGGACCUUUCCCUGGCCUGCUCACUGCUGACUCUGAGUGGAAACAGGGAAUGCUGCUGAGAGUUUCUAAGGCAUUGUUCAAAGGUAUUUGGAUAUUGAUUUUUAAUGGUAUUUUAAGACUCCACUACUGGAAGAUCUCCCUCUCUGAUACUGCAGGUAAUAUCUAGGAAUAUUGCUGUAGAAUUGCGAAGGAGAUUUUGUGCCUUCAUUUUUGAUUCUGCUCCUCAUCCGCUGUUUCUUGGAAGUGCCAUUUACUUGAACCUUCUAUCACGGAAUGGUUGGCUUUAAAAAAUGCUUUCCUGGACUGGAAAUCCAGCUUUUUGGAGGCAAGUCACAAGCUGGAAGCCUGUUUUCAUCUACAGCAUAUACAGGACUGGAUGUUAGACAAUAAUUCCUGGACACUAUUCCAAAUACAAAGCAAUCAGGGAGCUGACUCCAGCAGUCAUAGGAGUUAAAUGUCACAUCAGAUGAAACUCAGCAGUAAGAGCCUGAAGAUCAUCUGAUUCCUUACCUCUUUGCAGUCCUUGCAAGCCUAUCACAAAGUUCAAAGCAGCAGCAGUGGCAAUAUAGGUGCUUCUGAUCAGCUGAAAGAAGGUCCUCUAAUGAUGCUUUACCUCUGGGAUUAGACUGAAGAGAUAAAACAGCCUCCCUACCUUUUGUUUCUGCAGCUAAGAGCAACAGGGAUACCCACACGAAUUCAGACCAUCUCAGUCUGUGAAGAUCAGAUCUAAGAAAGGGAAGUCUGGGAACAACUGCAUCAGUCAGAAGGGCUUCACUGUGGAAUUGUCUCUGUUCUUUACCAUGUUGUCAAAACCUCUGAUCAAUCUCUGGAUAACAUCCCAGAGGUCCUGGUGGUGUUUGGUGGCCUCAUUCCAAUUGUCAGAGAUUGUUUUGGUCAUUUUCUUUGAUGGCCCAUUCACAUUAGGUGUAAAGAGCUGUUCUCUGGUUCUUAGGGGAAAUAAUUAUUCAGCGUUUCUAUUAUUUAAGAUUGCAAACCAAAACACUCCACUGCAGACAGUUCUCCAGUGGGGUCGAGGCUGAUAGAAAUGAGUGGUUGGGAAGUGCUGAGAGAUUGUGAUGAACUAGUAGGUGUAAAAAUCUAUCAAGAGUAGUACCAUGGUUAGAGAGGGAAGGGGAAAAACCUUUUCCGCCUGUGCCUGUGAGAUCCCUGCUCUGCUUAUCCCACACUGUUAUCCUCUGGCUCUGCCAGACUAGGGCGUUUCACAAGCAGUAAAUUCACAUCAUGAUUGUCCUUAGG
Molecule: messenger RNA, 4070 nt
Organism: Lepidothrix coronata (blue-crowned manakin)
Lineage: Eukaryota; Metazoa; Chordata; Aves; Passeriformes; Pipridae
Gene: PLOD1
Product: procollagen-lysine,2-oxoglutarate 5-dioxygenase 1
Exons: 19
Coding region: 649-2796 (715 amino acids)
Biological process (GO): peptidyl-lysine hydroxylation
Cellular component (GO): endoplasmic reticulum
Molecular function (GO): procollagen-lysine 5-dioxygenase activity; L-ascorbic acid binding; iron ion binding
Source: RefSeq, a predicted model, not a curated record